AUGUCCGAGCAAGACGUUGAUCCAAGCAAAUACAACCAACUACGAAGUAUCUGCAAAUACUAUAUCGAUUCAUAUCUUGCAUUGUAUCAGCUAAAAACAGAAAAAGAAGAAGAAAUAAAGUCAAUUUACAAAAUGAUCAAAACAGAAUUGAUUGAUUCAAAGAAAUAUCUUCCCACAAAUGCUAUUAAAGAUAUUUUAGAUAUCAUUCCAUAUAAUAAUCGCUAUACAAAGUCAUAUUUAUAUCUUGCCAAACUCAUAUCUGAUGAUUACCAUAUCACAGAGGUCAGCAGUGUUGCAACUAUUUCAAACUUCCUGUUUUAUAAAGAGUAUGGAAUUAAAUUAGACAAAUCUGCCAAUUUUGAAAAAGUUAACUCAAAAAAUCUGGAUAUUUAUACAGAAAAUACAAUUUACAGGGCAAUUAUGUAUAAUGACAAAGAAAGAUUCAUCACAUUCACUGAAAGUGAUGAAUUUGAUAUAGAUCAAAGACUUAAAAGCAACUUAUAUCCAGACUCCUACAAAGGAUAUUCAUUUCUUGAAUUGUGUUGUUACCAUGGAUCUGUUGAUUGUUUCAAGUUUUUAAGAACGAAAUUUAAAUCAGAAAUAACUGAAACAUGUCUUGAAUUUUCAUUUUUAGGAGGAAAUACAGAGAUCAUGAGUGAAUGUUUGAAAUAUCAAAAACCAGAUUUAUGGUGCAUGAAAUAUGCAAUUAUUUCACACAACAUUGAUUUUGUUACAUUCUUGAUGAAUGAAUACAAUAUAGAGAUCUAUUUAGAAUAUUGUGGAAUUUACAAUAAUCUUGAAUCCUUUUUAGUUUAUUUCGAUCAAAUUAAUGAUAUAUACAAAUCCUUAUCCGAAUACUAUAUAAACAAAUGUUUCGUUUAUUCAGCGAUAUUUGACGUUCCAUCCUUUUUGGAAUACCUCCUUUCACAUGGUACGAAUAUCAAUGUAAAAGAUAAAGAUGGAAAAACCGCACUUCAUGUUGCAUCAUGUUAUAAUAGGAAAGAAACUGCAGAAGUUCUUAUUUCACAUGGUGCGAAUAUCAAUGAAAAAACUGAUAAUGGAAUAACUGCACUUUAUAUUGCAGCAGAAAAAAUAGUAAAGAAACUGCGGAAUUUCUUAUUUCACAUGGUGCAAAUAUCAAUGAAAAAGAUAUAUAUGGAAAAACCGCACUUCAUAUUGCAGCAGAAAAUAACAGAAAAGAAAUUGCAGAAGUUCUUAUUUCGCAUGGUGCUAAUGUCAAUGAAAAAACUGAUAGUGGAAGAACCGCACUUCUUAUUGCUGCUCAUUAUAAUAGGAAAGAAACUGCGGAAUUUCUUAUUUCACAUGGUGCUAAUAUCAAUGAAAAAGAUAUAUAUGGACAAACUGCACUUCAUAUUGCAGCAGAAAAUAACAGAAAAGAAAUUGCAGAAGUUCUUAUUUCGCAUGGUGCGAAUAUCAAUGAAAAAGAUGAAAAUGGAAAAACCGCACUUCAUAUUGCAGCAGAAAAUAACAGAAAAGAAAUUGCAGAAGUUCUGA
Molecule: messenger RNA, 1515 nt
Organism: Trichomonas vaginalis G3
Lineage: Eukaryota; Parabasalia; Trichomonadida; Trichomonadidae
Product: protein of unknown function (DUF3447)
Exons: 1
Coding region: 1-1515 (504 amino acids)
Molecular function (GO): protein binding
Source: RefSeq, a predicted model, not a curated record